GCCCGAGAGGAGGAGGAGCCUGAAACAGGAAGACGGACGCGGUCCUCCCCUCUCCACCGUUACAGCGGGAUUUAACUGAGUCUUGCGUGGUAUUCCGUUUGUAAUGUACACCCUGUUCGCUGCCACGGGACUCUGAAGAAUAUUUAACUGGCGGUUAGCAUGCUAGCUGCUCUCAGCGGCUACAUGGCUGGUCAGCACAGCGAGGCUAACUAGCGUUAGCUUCAUCCCUCGGACCUUGGCGAAUUGGAGAGUCGUGGACAAGAAUGGCCACUUGACUCGGAUAGCCAUUUCCCGAGGAAACGAACAAUAUCCCGACGAACCACGUCACAAACGAACACCUACCUAAAUAACCGUUUCUGACAGACCCUGAAGCAUGACGGUUGUUAAUGUCGCUGUAGUUUCAACCAUGGUGCAGAAGUACCAGUCGCCUGUGCGGGUGUACAAGUACCCCUUUGAGCUGGUGAUGGCGGCCUAUGAGCGCCGGUUCCCGACGUGUCAUCUUAUCCCCAUGUUUGUGGCGAGUGACGUGGUAGAUGAGGAGACCAGUGAGGACCGAUCCACUCAUAGGAUUGAGCGGCGCUGUGCACUGGAUGUCGACGCUCCACGCCUUCUCAAACGGAUUGCUGGUGUGGACUACGUUUACUUCAUCCAGAAAAACACACUUAAUCGAAAGGAGCGGACUCUUCACAUAGAGUCACAUAAUGAGACCUUCUCCAACAGGGUCAUCAUCCAUGAGAUCUGCUGCUAUUCGGUCCACCCUGAGAAUGACGACUGGACGUGUUUUGAGCAGUCAGCCAGUCUGGACAUCAAGUCUUUCUUUGGCUUUGAGAGCACCGUGGAAAAGAUUGCAAUGAAGCAGUAUGCCAGCAGCAUUAAAAAGGGGAAAGAAAUCAUAGAAUACUACCUGAAGGAACUAGAGGAUGAGGGGAUAACACAUGUGCCACGAUGGACUCCCACCUCCCUUCCACUGCCUCUCACCAGACCAACAAGUCUCCCGACUAACUCGUCUGUUGAUUCCAAGCUCCCUGUCACACCUGCUGUUGCCGUCCCGCUGCCUGUUGAUGCCAUGGACAGCGCCUCUCAGAAUGCAAAGCAGGACAUUGUUCUGCCGGCGGACAGUUUAACUGAGAUCCUGGCCGGUACACCGGAAGAUAAAUUGGAUGCUGACUAUAUCAAACGGUACCUUGGUGAUCUGACGCCCCUGCAGGAGAGCUGUCUUAUCAGACUUCGAAAAUGGCUACAGGAAACUCACAAGGGAAAGAUUCCCAAGGAUGAACAUAUCCUGCGAUUCUUGCGUGCCCGAGACUUCAAUAUGGACAAGGCCCGUGAAAUUCUCUGCCAAUCGCUGACAUGGAGAAAGCAGCACCAAGUAGACUACCUUCUUGAGACUUGGACUUCACCACAGGUCCUUCAGGACUUUUACACUGGGGGCUGGCACCACCAUGAUCGAGAUGGUCGUCCUUUGUACAUCCUGAGACUUGGCCAGAUGGACACCAAAGGACUUGUCCGGGCUCUUGGGGAAGAAUCUCUACUUCGACACGUGCUAUCUAUCAAUGAGGAGGGUCUGCGACGCUGCGAAGAGAACACAAAGGUCUUUGGUCGGCCCAUCAGCUGUUGGACCUGUCUCGUGGAUCUGGAGGGUUUAAACAUGCGUCACCUGUGGCGACCUGGAGUCAAGGCGCUGUUGAGGAUUAUCGAGGUUGUGGAGGCCAACUAUCCAGAGACGCUGGGGCGGCUGCUUAUCUUGAGAGCUCCCAGAGUCUUCCCAGUUCUCUGGACUUUGGUGAGUCCAUUCAUUGAUGAAAACACCCGCAAGAAGUUCCUAAUCUAUGCUGGAAACGACUACCAGGGCCCUGGCGGGCUGGUGGACUAUAUAGACAAGGAGAUUAUCCCUGACUUCCUGGGAGGCGAGUGCAUGUGUGAAGUACCCGAAGGUGGCCUGGUACCCAAAUCUAUGUACCGCACUGCAGAGGAACUCGAGAAUGAGGAUGUCCGCCUUUGGACAGAGACGAUCUACCAAAGCGCCAGCAUCUUCAAAGGAGCUCCACAUGAGCUUCUAAUUGAGAUCAUUGACGCCUCAUCUGUCAUCACCUGGGACUUUGAUGUCUGCAAAGGCGACGUGGUCUUCAACAUCUACCACUCCAAACGGGCCCCCCAGCCACCACGCAAGGACCCACUGGGAGCUCACGGUAUCACCUCCCCUGGAGGCAACAAUGUGCAGCUUAUCGACAAGUCAUGGACGCUGGGGCAAGACUACAGCAUGGUUGAGUCCCCUCUGACCUGCAAGGAGGGAGAAAGUGUGCAGGGCUCCCAUAUUACACGCUGGCCAGGGUUUUACAUCCUCCAGUGGAAGUUUCACAACAUGCCGGCAUGCUCUGCCACUAAUCUGCCUCGAGUGGAUGACGUCCUGGCCACCCUGCAGGUCUCUUCGCACAAGUGUAAAGUCAUGUACUACACCGAGGUGUUGGGCUCAGAGGACUUUAGAACCGCUUGCUGUGACGUACAGAGUUUGGGUUCCAUGACCAGUUUGGAGUCGAGCCACAGUGGCUUCUCUCAGCUCAGCGCUGCCACCACUUCAUCCAACCAGUCACAGUCCAGCUCAAUGAUCUCCAGGUAGAUGCAGCAGAUGUGGAUAGCACUGUCCUACGCGGUGAUCACCUUCUACCACACCCCCUAAGCCUAGACCUGUACACCCUCCUAACUUCGGAUACAAAAAGAAACUGCGUGAACUCAUUUUCAAGGGCUGAAUUUUUUGCACAAAAGUUCAUACAUUUCAGUACUUGCCGUUCGAUCGUCGCUCUUUUAGGGUGGCUACAAGCUCUUUGGAGGCUUAAAAGAAGCAAUAUCAUCCCGGUAAGUGUGAUGUCUGAAAGGAUGGAGACACUGGAGGCGCUGUUACAUACGCUAAAUGCAUUUUACAUUCCUAAAUACUGUAGGCAAUAAUCAGAUGACGCAUGCCUCAUUCGUGAGCGUCACUGUAGCAGAGUGGAUGUUCUGUUACACAUAAACAUGCAACAAUCUUUACUAUAUUACCACAGCCCUUGGAUACAAUGUGAAUGCAUUCAGAUGGAAAACAUGUCAUUAAAACACAAUUUACUUACAUACAGCAUUUUUUUAAAACAAACUGCAGAACUCCUGAGUGGGUAGGUUUUGUGAAAGUCUAUUACUGAUGCCUGGUUAGCUGCCUGACAUUCAUGCGAUUGUCUCAUUGUGGCAAACCUCAGCAUCUCUUGAGGGCGCUAUCGUGCCAUAAACUGCAUACUUAACCAGGGUUCCACUGUCAAGAAGCAAUAACAUGAGUUUCUACUGUGUGAAAUAUUUGUAUUGAUCAUGAACCUUUUCAGUCUGCUGGGUUGUGUCUGUGUUGCUAUGGUAACUGCUCUACAUCGGUAAAUGCAAGUCCAUGCCAGCUAAAAACUCAACCUAGCUGAUUUUUUGGGAAACGGAAGACGAUUCGAAUCACAGGCACUUACAUGGUGGAGAUGCGGAAUACAAGUGAACAGUGCGGCACCAGCAUAUGUCAUGAUUAAUUUCAUAAAACAAACACACAUGCAGCAAACGUGGGCUAACUUGAAAGCUAACACUUAGCCCUUCCAACAGUAAUCUAGUGCAUCCCUGCAAAUUUAUAGAUUUUCUGUUUGUGGGAAACCCCGCCAUUUUGUGUGUAUAAUCUCCAUAAUUAGGCUGUUUACUGGUUGAAUACUGGUAGAAAACCCAUCUCUUUUAUUCUACAUUGGUAGAUGAGUUACCUGCGGCAAACUUGGACAUGUUUGAGGAGGUGCUCUUUAUAUGCAGUGAAUCAGCUUGAUAUUUACACCCUACUCACACAUCACAAACCAAAUGCCUACCUCACUCACUGUGCAACCAAAAAUAACAAGCAGCACUUGGAGCACAACUAUGUGAGUAUUGAAAUAGAUGCUUCCACACUAAUAUAUGUGCAAAACAAUACUAUUUUAUUUUACAGUGGAACUUUGUUUAGUGUCCGACCCGGUUAGCGUGUUAACGUUAACGUAAAAAAUUUACGCCACAAUUUUACAUCAGUCUGCGGUCUCAUUCUCCGGUGAGUAAUGCACUGCGUGAGUCCAACUUGUGUUCUUAAUUAAUCACAAAAUGUCCUUCCUUGUUAGCAUCCUAUUAGCAAACUACGUUUUUGUAGUUUUACAGUUAAGUUUUACAUGCAUAAAACAAUUCUAAAUGCAUAUAAAUGAUGAAUGAAAGGAAUAAAUUAACCUUUAAGGUUACUUUUACCUUCAUUGAAGACAUGACUGAACCACCACCACCUUCCCAUUUUCACUUAGUAACAUUUUGUCGUCUUAUUGAAUGGUAAAAGAUAAAAUUUCCAUUUAACAUACCUUAAAGGAAAACUGUACUUUAAAAAAAAAAAAAGAUUUUGCCCAUCAUUCACAAUCCUUAGGUGAAAUAUGAACUCAUUUCUUUCCCUUUUCUGUGUGUUCUAACGAGAGAAAACGAGUUCGUAUGAGCAUGCUAACAUUGCACGUCAUGUGAGGUACCUAUUUUGACGCUGAAGCCCUAACAAAAAAAACCCUCAAAAAAAUGCCAACAGUGUUCCAUUUACAUAACUGAUCUGUACAUUAACCAAGCUACAGCGAUAUUAUUGUAGCAGAUAACUCUACGCCUCAAGCCACUGCAACGGGACAGACGGAAGAGUGGAUACUACUGGUUCUCAAUUUGGCUACGAAGACUCAACAAGAUGCUCGUUUGCUGUCAGCAUUUUUUUUUUUUUAACCUGAGGACUGGAGCACCUUGUCUUGUGCUGGAAGACACAGCCAUCCCAAUGAAAGCGGACACUGUACGUGUCGUCGCUGUUUCUAUGCUGCUGCUGUUGACGGAAGUCGCGUUAGCUCCUGUGGGCUAUGUCAGAUCAGUGCGCCCAGGAAAGAAGUUUCGGUAAUGUUUUAAAUCAUCAAAAUACGGCAAGAUACUGUAAGUAUGUUAUCAUCAAUGGCUCAUACUAACCCGUUUUCUCUCGUUAGAACGCACAGAAAAGGGAAAUAAAUAUGUGCUCAUGUUUCACAUAAGGAUUGUGGAUUAUGAGCAAAAUUCCCCCCAAAAACGCAGUUUUCCUUUAAAAAGCUUGUCUGAAUAUAAGAAAUUGAACAUUCUUGCUCUUUUCAGCCUCCCCUGUUUUCGGUGAAGGUAAAAAUGACCACAAAUGUUGUAUCCCUUUCAUUCAUCAUAUAUGUAUUUCUAAUUGUUUUUAAAAACUAUAAAAACAUGUUUUGGAACAGUUUUGGCUUUCUGGAACAGAUUUAUUGGAUUUACAUGAUUUCUUAUGGGAAACAUUGAUUUGGUUAGAGUCUGUUUUGGUUUGUCUGACCUUUUAGAACGAAUGAAUGGCUCAAACCAAGGUCCCACUGUAAUUUAUAAUCUACAAACCAUACCUUGUGGGUAUGUAUAUUAGUGUGUAAUCCUUUAUUUCGAUACCCGCGUAGUCCGUGUGGUGCGGUUACAUCGUGUGUUCCACUUGUGUUGUUACUUUUUUGCACCGUGAGUGAGGGAGGCGUUUGUGUUGGUGUCAAAAUUGACAUCUUUAUGGGCUUGCCAAAAGCGGGGUAUCUACUGUAUUAUAAUUGGUUUGUUGCUAAAAUUCACAUCUGCAGUAACCAUCAAGGUCUCUCCUUUACGCUGAUACCAAGAUUAUCCAGUUGUACAUGUACACAAAAAUAUUUAUUAUGUCUUUUUCUCCUUUCUUUAAGAGGUUAAGAUGAAUUAUCAGCUCUCACUGAGUAGUGUUCAGGAAGAAAUAGUCCAUUAACGUGAGUGUGUUGCUUUAGUUUUCAUCAUCAUCAUCAUCAUCAUUCCCUCACCCCGAUUACAGCUAGUUUGCAGCACCUGCACAAUUGUUGCACCAAUGCUGCCAAGAUGGUGCCUUGUUGCGUUCUGGUUUGUGAAUGUGAGGUCGAUAAGCAGACGAGCCAAAUAUCUGAGAUACCUAACUGGGCAAAGUCAUCACAACUACUAUUGCCAGGUACUUCUUUUUGAGUCGUUUUUGUGUGCAUUAGGGGUGCGUGAUUGAUUCUAACGCAUAUCAUUUGACAGUGUGCUAGUAGAAAAUAUACAGUAUUGCUGUAUCGCAUGUGCUAGUUGAGGUGUGAUUCUGUUUUUGACAUACAUAUGGGGGUGAAGCAGGUUUGGUGACUGGGUUUACGAUGUCUACUAUGUAUAAGUUAAGAGCCAUUUGUCAAUAAACACCAUUUUAGCCUUGUAAAACUUGCUUAGAAACGUAGCUGCUCUUUCUUGUUAGAAACGAACCCAUGGUGACGUUAAAUGUCCUCAAAUUGGUCCUAUACAGCUUUGUGCUUGACUUGAUUGACUUGAACAUGGCUUUCCCAAAAUUGCAGUGUGUCAGGUAAAGCUUAUUUUUUGUGAGGUUAGUAAUAGUUUAGAAAAAAAACCCCAUCAGAAAUGUUCUUUUAAACAGAAAUGUGUCUGGGUUCUUAUGGGAAAUCGUUGAUAUUUCCAAAUACAGCACUUCCAUGUUGAGUUUUCCUUAUGAAGCAGUGAUGACUUUACUGUAAAUUGCCAAGAGUUGUAAGAUGCUGUUGUAAUGGAUACUUGUAGCGCACAAAAAAAAACACUCCCAAUGCAUGUUGUUUUGAUACAUAAACAUGUUUAACUCCAAAUAAAAGGUCAAUAAUUUUAGUGGAAUAUUUGCAAUAACAUGAAAUGUUUAACCUCCGAAUGAGGGUUGUGGUGUGGAUGUGUAAGAAUGAAUGUUUGAAACACAGCCUGUAAAAUGCGUGCAAAAAAACCCCCCAACCUACUGGCGUGUAUGUCCUUAACUGCUCACCUUCUAAUUCUGUUGACGACAUGAUCUUUAGUGAGGGCUCUGAUUAAAUAUACAGAAUCAGCAGCAGAAACAAGUACUCAGAGCAGACCUUACAUUUGUAAGCUGCUUCACAAAUUCAGAAUUGAAGCCAUGGUAUAAUGUAUUUUUGAAUCCAGUAUUUAAUUUCUAAGUGAGUUCAGUGUUCAGAGAUCUCCUAAUCCUGCUUCUCUGACUUCUGUUAUGUGGACGUUUUCAAAGAUCUCGUGAGGGCUAUGAACUUUUUUUGUUACUUUUCAACAUGUUUGUCUGUCUGCUUCCUGUUCUGGCAAAGUGGCAGAGAUCUUAUCUUCAUGUGGAAAAAUAAUGUAAAAACUACUUGUUUGAAUUUCGUUUUUUGAAAACAUUAAACUUGAAUUAUGACACACACAA
Molecule: messenger RNA, 7219 nt
Organism: Dunckerocampus dactyliophorus (ringed pipefish)
Lineage: Eukaryota; Metazoa; Chordata; Actinopteri; Syngnathiformes; Syngnathidae
Product: SEC14-like protein 1
Exons: 18
Coding region: 374-2617 (747 amino acids)
Biological process (GO): negative regulation of RIG-I signaling pathway
Cellular component (GO): cytosol; cytoplasm
Molecular function (GO): RIG-I binding
Source: RefSeq, a predicted model, not a curated record